Limanda limanda (common dab) is the source of this 7254-nucleotide messenger RNA. It is a transcript of the gene plce1, whose product is annotated as phospholipase C, epsilon 1. Lineage: Eukaryota; Metazoa; Chordata; Actinopteri; Pleuronectiformes; Pleuronectidae. Gene Ontology annotation, biological process: lipid metabolic process; small GTPase-mediated signal transduction; phosphatidylinositol-mediated signaling. The record is from RefSeq and is a predicted model, not a curated record. Gene Ontology annotation, molecular function: guanyl-nucleotide exchange factor activity; phosphatidylinositol-4,5-bisphosphate phospholipase C activity.
GAGAGAGAGACGGAGCUCGUUCACUCUCCGUCUCUCGCUCGGUUGACAACAAGACAGGGAGCGGGAAUCCUGAAUCCCUCGGAUGACCUGGAGCACUAGAUUUUGAAGAGCUUGAAUGUCCUGCGGUUGGAUGACUAUGCCACAGAUACAUGUCAGCACCGAUCACACAGGCACACAUGUGGCCCUGCAUCGUAAGCUGUGGCUGUGACCGUGCUAUCAAGGAAAUUCCUGGGUCCCCCAGGGUCACCUCCGUGGGUUUUCUAUCUGCACAAGCUUCUGUUUCCACAUCACGGACACACAAAGCACACUCUGUACGGACGUGCAGUCUCAGUAACUCAAGAGGUCCCUGGAUUGCGGCACCGUUGUGUAGCAUGACUCAAAGUGGAUUCACCUGAUCAUCACACUGCAGAAACAACAAGGGACGAAACAAAACAAGGGAGAUUCCAGAGACACGAUGGCCACUGAAGAGAAUCCGACACAGGUGGGAGCUGUCGUGCUGACUCCUCCGUCCACCGGGACCAGAACCAGCAGAGACGCCAACGACAGCCAGGAAGUACGACGUUACUGUGACCAAUUGCUUCAGUCAAAACAGAGGAGCAGCCCUUCCAUCCCCAUCAACAGUAAGCUGUCCUGUGACACUGGGAAAGGAGCGAUCUUGGACGAGGAAUACCAGUGUUUGGAUUACAACUCAAAACUCUUGAGCGCCGAAGAGAAACUUUGUCCAAAGCUGAACGCUGGCAGGAGAAUUAAAAGAAUGACUAACCCAGCUACUUCGAUUCCUGGGAACAGUUUGGAGGGGUCUCCGUGUCAGCUGGACGCUCCGGGGAAAUGUGUGGAUGCAGGUGGAAACAGAACUGGCAGCACUCGCUGUUCCUGCUCUGUGUCGAACCUUCACGCCAGCAGCUCCAGAUCCACUCCGAGCCCCAACUCCAGCCCGGCUCACAGUCCUCAUCUCAGCUGCAGGCCCUCCAGACCCAACCAGAGACACAUCCGUCGCAGCAGCCUGCCUGUGUCUAUGCUGGCUUUCUCCAAGACAUCACCUUACCUCUCCUCACAGGGCAGCCCCUCCAGUGAACCAGCCUCCUUGUCGUCCUCCCCCUGUGGCUUCCCGCUCUCCCACCACAACCACCAGCAUCGGCAAAACGGACACAUCCGCCGGCACCAUCUCAAAGAUGGCUACUCAAGUUUGGAGCGGCUCAACCGGAGGCCCAGGGUCAACAAGUGCUCCCUGGAGAAGAUGUUCCGGCGACGGGCGUCUCUGGAAGCCAUGACGGCCACGGUGGGGCACGUGGAGAGGCCGCCCGCAGGAGGGACGAGGAACUGCAGCGUGGGAAGCAGCAGCGAGGAGGAGGACGGAGAGGCCUCCUUAGAGAACACAGACUUUGUGAGGAACCGUAAAGAGCGUUCCACCGUCCUGGUGAGGCGGUUCUUCAAGAAUAACCAGAAGAUGACCAAGUCGGUGUGUACUGGAACCAGAGCGAUUGUCAGGACGCUGCCGUCAGGACACAUCUCCGAGGAGUUGUGGGAGCUGCUCGUUCACCGCAGGAUGUGUCGACCCAGCAAGAAGGAGAUUUGGCAGAUCCUUACGCGUGGAGUGGGAGAGGAACUCCGAAUCUGCAGGGACGUGCUGCGCUUGGUCCGGGUCAAACGACAGCAGGUCACCAGCUGUGUGCAGGAUCGAGAGGAGCUCAACCUGAUUCAUCCUGCCAAGAAGCUCCUGCUGUCUGUCCCUGGACGCGUGUGUCUCCGUGUGUCUCAUCGGCCGUCUCACACCGCCGGCGCCAGCCAAGCCGGACCUGAUCUGAACUCCUGUCUUAAUCCCCGGUGCUGUCGUCCUUCUCAGCCACCUCGGUUGUAUCGCUCGUGUGGCCAGAGGACGUCGGUGUGCUCCCUGCUGACCGGGGCCCUCCUGGAGGCCACAGCCGCCCUCGGGGCCCGCUCCGCCCUGCCCCCCCCUCCGCCUCAGGGUCCCACCAGCCACGGCGUGCUGAAAGAGCGUCAGCUGGCCACCAGCAUGACCAGCAGCAGCUCAGUUCCUCCCAGCGUCAGCGGGAUCAGCAAGGAGCUGACGGAGCUGCGGCACGUGGUGCAGUUCCCCGAGGAGAUCGCCUGCAUCCUCACCGAGCAGGAGCAGCAGCUCUACCAACGGGUCUUUCCCCUGGACUACCUCUGCUUCCUCACCCGAGACCUGGGCAGUCCCGAGUCUCAAACUAAACGCCACCCGAGCCUCAAGCCAUCGCUGUCGGCGCCUGCCAUGCCUACCCAGAGUGCUCAGCGGUGCAACGCCGUGGAGGACCUGGUGACACGAUUCAACGAGGUUGUCCCAUUCUGUGGGGUUUUCCUGAAGGAGCUGAGUGACGCGUUGGACGGGACAGCGAGCAUCAUCAGCCUUAAACCUCCUCAAGACACCACAGAGGGCGCUAUAGAGUUUGUGUCCGACUACAGCGGCCAGCACAACUUCAUGUCCCGGUCCGGUUCCAACGGUCUGCACGUCCCGGAGAAGGAAGCUACAGUCAGCAACAUCCUGCAGAUCAUCAGAUCUUGUAAUCGCAGUCUGGAAGCCGAGGAUCCCGAGGAGGCGUCCACCAGUCCGUCCUCCACGGGCCCGUCCCCGGCGUCCAGGAGCAACUCCUUCAGGGACCGGUGCCACAACCAAUUCAUGGUCGGGGACUUGUCAGACUCAGAUGGCGACUUGUCGUCUGAGCUGGUCGGGAAAGAGGUGGAGUUCCAGGGAACCGAGGAGACGCACCGAGCUUUCAGCCACGGCACUGAGCUCAUUCCCUGGUACGUCUUGUCACUACAACCAGACGUCCACCAGUUCCUGCUGCAGGGCGCCACAGUCAUCCACUACGACCAGGACAGCCACCUCAGCGCCCGCUGUCUGCUGCGCCUGCAGCCGGACAACACAACUCUCACCUGGGGUAAACCUCAGAGCGGAGGAGCCCCCCCUCCGGAGCAGCCGCUGGGAUUAGGACAGACGGUGGUGGCCGGACUGGCUGAAGGUCUGCUGGACCUGGGAGUGGUGAAGGCGGUGUUUCUGGGUCACCAGGGAGUGGACGUCCACGCUGUGUGUUUGCAGAACAAGCUGAGUCACAUGACGGUGGAGGAGAACGGCCUCAGCCUCCUCUACGGCCUCAGCACCACCGACAACAGGCUCCUGCACUUUGUGGCCCCCAAUCACACGGCUCAGGUGCUGCACAAGGGCCUGUCGGAGCUGGUGAACGCAACCAGGAAGUUGAAGAAGUUUCCCGACCAGCGGCUGCAAUGGCUGCGGAGGCAAUAUAUCAGUCUGUAUCAGGAGGAGGGCCGGUACGAGGGUCCCACGCUGGCCCAGGCCAUCGAGCUGUUCGGGGGGCGCAGGUGGAACAUGAGCACCGGUGGAGCGGAGAAAGCUGGAGCCCAGAAAAACAGCCCGCUCAGCAUGAACGAGAAGGCCAAGAAGAAGAAGAAGGUCCUUGUCAGGGGAGACAGUGGGGAUGCCACAGAUGAUGAGAUGGUUUCCAGGAAAACACGGAGCUGCAAGGAGGGACUGUACCGGAACGGGCUGGAGUCUGACAGCAUCGACCAAGAGGAUCCAGACGACAACUUCCCUGGACCCUUCUCCCUCUCAUCCAAUAAGAGCCCGGGAUUGCUUGCCUCUUCCUCGUCCUCCUCCUCUUCCUCCAGCAUGGCGGGGUCCAACCCGUCCCGUCCACAAUCCUCUCCGGUCCUUUCAGGAACCGUCAAGUCGCAGCCAGGGACUUGGAGCAGCCGGUCGUGGCACGGCCGAGGAAAAGGCUGUUUCAGAGGCUUCCAGAACCUCAUGAUUUCCGACAGCACAAUGAGCUUCAUCGAGUUUGUUGAGCUCUUCAAGUCAUUCAGUAUCCGCAGCAGGAAGGACCUGAAGGAGCUGUUCGACACCUUCGCUGUCCCCUGCAGUCGAUCCAGUCCAGAGUCCGCUCCUCUCUACACCAACCUCAGGAUAGACGACAGAGACACUGGGCUGCAGCCAGACCUCGACUUACUGACCCGCAACGGCUCUGAUCUCGGCCUCUUCAUCCGGACGAGGCAGCAGAUGUCGGACAAUCAGAAGCAGAUCUCGGACGCCAUCGCAGCAGCCAGCAUCGUGACCAACGGGACGGGCGUGGAGAACGCAUCACUGGGUGUGCUGGGAUUGGCUAUUCCCCAACUCAAUGACUUCUUAGUCAACUGUCAGAGAGAUCACCUGAGCUACGACGAGAUCCUCAGCAUUAUACAGAAAUUUGAGCCCUCGUCAAGCAUGAGGCAAAUGGGCUGGAUGUCAUUUGAAGGUUUUGCAAGAUACCUGAUGGACAAAGACAACUUUGCGUCCCGUAAUGAGGAAUCCCAACUGAACCCGGAGGAGCUGCACUAUCCUCUGUCCUACUACUACAUCGAGUCCUCUCACAACACGUAUCUGACGGGACACCAGCUGAAGGGAGAGUCCUCUGUCGAGCUGUACAGUCAGGUGCUGCUGCAAGGCUGCAGGAGCGUUGAGUUGGACUGCUGGGAUGGAGAUGACGGCAUGCCGGUUAUUUACCACGGACACACACUCACCACUAAAAUACCCUUCAAGGAUGUGGUGGAAGCCAUCAACCGGGCUGCGUUUGUCAUUUCGGACAUGCCCGUUGUCCUGUCCAUCGAGAACCACUGCUCGCUCCCUCAGCAACGCAAGAUGGCGGAGAUCUUCAAGACGGUGUUCGGGGAACGUCUGGUGACGCGCUUCCUCUUCGAAAGCGACUUCAACGACGACCCUCACCUGCCGUCGCCGCUGCAGCUGCGGGGGAGGAUCCUCCUGAAGAACAAGAAGCUGAAAGCCCACCAGGCGCCGGUGGACAUCCUCAAACAGAAGGCUCACCAGCUCGCCCACAUGCAGGCUCAGGCCAGCAACGGGUCGCCGGGGGUCACAUCACCUGGCAACCACGCCAACGAGGAGGAGGAAGAGGAAGAAGACGAGUACGACUACGACUAUGAGUCUCUAUCAGAUGCUGAUGUCCUCACAGCCUCUACUGCCUCAUAUGGCCUGGAAGAUAACAUCCUGGAUGACAAGCCCGAGGGGAAGAGCCCGGCAGACAAAGAGGAGCAACCUGUGGAUGAAAUCCCAAAGAGGAUGAAGAAGAGUGACAGCACCACGCAGAGCAAAGGAAAGGUGUUUGACAUGGAGCUGGGCGAGGAGUUCUACCUCCCUCAGAACAAGAAGGAGAGUCGACAGAUCGCCCAGGAGCUGUCCGACCUCGUCAUCUACUGCCAGGCUGUGAAAUUCCCGGGCCUGUCCACGCUGUCUCCGGCCGGCUCCGGCAGAGGGAAGGACCGGGGGAAGAGCAGGAAGUCCAUAUUUGGCACGGCUCCGGCUCGCUGCGGCAUAACGGGGGAUGUCACGGCCCAGAGCCGCACCCCUGGGAAAGGUGGCGCUGACCGGCUCAGCUGGGAGGAGCAGCAGACGUCGCCCACCCUCAACCCCCCCACCUCUCUCAGCGCCAUCAUCCGCACGCCCAAGUGCUACCACGUCUCCUCCGUCAACGAGAACGCCGCCAAGCGCCUGUACCGGCGCUACUCCCAGAAGCUGAUCCACCACACGGCGUGCCAGCUGCUCCGGACGUAUCCCGCCGCCACCAGGAUCGACUCCACCAACCCCAACCCGCUGCUCUUCUGGCUGCACGGCAUCCAGCUGGUGGCGCUCAACUACCAGACCGAUGAUCUGCCCAUGCAGUUGAACACGGCGCUGUUUGAGGCCAACGGCGGCUGUGGCUACGUCCUGAAGCCGGCGGUGCUGUGGGACCGCAGCUGUUUGCUCUAUCAGCAGUUCUGUCCGAUGGAUAGAGACGUGGAGAAGAUGAGCCCGGCGGUCUAUUCCCUCACUAUUGUCUCUGGGCAGAACGUGUGUCCCGGUAACAGCGCCGGCAGCCCCUGCAUCGAGGUGGACGUCCUGGGCAUGCCCGUGGACAGCUGCCACUUCCGCACCAAACCCAUCCACCGCAACACGCUCAACCCCAUGUGGAGCGAGCACUUCCAGUUCACCGUGCACUUUGAGGACAUGUGCUUCCUGCGCGUCGCCGUGGUGGAGAACAACAGCUCCCAGACGACGGCUCAGAGGACGCUGCCCUUGAAAGCUCUCAAACCAGGUUAUAGACACGUCCAGUUGAGGACACAGCACAACGAGCAACUUGAAGUUUCCGGCUUACUCAUCUACAGCCGCAGGAUAGAGGAGGGUCCAACAGGGGGCGCCACUCCCUCAUCCCUGCUGUUCAGCUCGGAGGAGAAACAUGCGUCCCAGCCGCACUGGGUGACGGUGCACGGAGCUCCUGGUCCGGAGCCCUUCACCGUGUUCUGUGUCACCGAGCAGACCACCGCCAAGCAGCUGCUGGACACGGUUGUGGCAUCAACUGGGAAUCCGUCCGAUUACUUCCUGUGCGAAGAGCGGGCCCCUCUGUUGAAGGAGCGCAGUGAGGCGAAGCGCUGUGCUCAGCAGCGCCCCCUGGCUCCGGAGGAGGAGGUGGUCCGACUGGUCUCCAGCUGGAGCACAGAGGACGGAUACGUGGGGAGGAUCUACCUCAAAACAAGAGAGGAGAACUUGAACGAGCUGAACACGGUGCUGGACGGAGAGGAGGAGGUGACUGUGGGGAGCAGAGAAGGAGGAGGAGGAGGAGGAGGAGCAGGAGAGGAAGACAUGUUCUUUGUUCAGGUUCAUGAAGUUUCUCCAGAACAACCGCACACUGUGAUCAAAGCUCCUCGCUACAGCACCGCUCAGGACAUCAUCCAGCAGUCUCUGUCGAAGGCCAAGUAUUCCUACAGCAUCGUCUCCAACCCCAACCCAUGCGACUACGUCCUGAUGGAGGAGGUGACCAAGGACGCCAGCUCGAAGAAGUCCUCGACCUCCAAGCCGCUGCAGCGCGUGCUGCUGGAUCACGAGUGCGUCUUCCAGGCGCAGAGUCGCUGGCGCGGAGCGGGACGGUUCAUUCUAAAGCUCAAGGAGCAGGUGUCGCGGGAGGACAAGAAGAAAGUCAUGUCCUUCGCCAGCGAGCUGAAGAAGCUGACCAGCCGCAGCCGCAGCAUGACCACGGGCGGGGGGGGAGUGGACGGCCCGGCCCAGAGUAAGGAUGAGCGAGCUGCAUGCUGUGUGGCUCUGACUGAGCUCCAGGAGUGAGGCUCACACUCUGCCUGCUGUCUGUGCAUGGGAAGGCAACAGAGGGUACAUGUCUGCAGCUGCAGGUCUGAAGGCGUGGGUGGCCGAGGGCCGGGUGGGGGCCGGGAGGUUCC